Molecule: messenger RNA, 1038 nt
Organism: Rotaria sp. Silwood2
Lineage: Eukaryota; Metazoa; Rotifera; Eurotatoria; Philodinida; Philodinidae
Source: the annotation of a GenBank genome assembly
AUGGAUUUACCAAUGAUUGGAAUGAUGGAAUUAGAUCAUAUUAAUGAUGAAUGUGAUAGUGGUACUCAUCAAGCCAAAAUUUCAUUAGAUGAAGAGAUUUCGCCUACAAUUGAUGAAACUGAAACAAAUUCUUCGAAAUAUAAACUUCCUGAUGAUUUAAUAUCAUCACUCGAAUAUUCUUCUGAACAGAUGCAUUGUACACAUUGCAAUGCUAGUUUUACUACUAAAAAUGAUUUACGUCAACAUGAAUUAAAUCAUAAUGCAAAUCAGGUAUCAUGUCAUAUAUGUCAUAAAAUUUUUGCAAAUACCUAUCGUCUUCAACGUCAUAUGUUAAGUCAUGAAAUAGAUCCUCAAACACGAAAAUUUCAAUGUUCACAUUGUCCAAAAGCAUUUAAAUUCAAACAUCAUUUAAAAGAACAUAUUCGGAUUCAUACUGGUGAAAAACCAUUUGUUUGUCCUAAUUGUAAUAAACGUUUUUCUCAUUCGGGCUCAUAUUCAUCACAUAUGGCAUCAAAAAAAUGUUAUUCAUCAAAUUCAUCUUAUUUACAUAAUCCUGAAAUAGAAGAAGGUGAAAUUUUACCUAUAAAAACUGAACAAAAUCAAUUUAAUGAUCUAUCAAAAUAUUUUGCUAUUAAUGAACAAUAUGUUCAAUAUUAUUUUCAUAUUUUACAAAAUACAAUUUAUCAAACGGAACCAUUAGAUUUAUCAAUAAAAAAAUCCGGUGAAUCUCAUUUAGAUGAAAAUGAUUUAAUAGAAUCAUUAAGUCCAAAUAGUUCAUCUGAAAUAAGUCUUUUAUCACAUGAUGAUUUAUUAACUAAUAAAAGAUUAACAUGUGAUAUAUGUGAUAAAUCAUUUAAUAAACAAAGUUCAUUAGCACGUCAUAAAUAUGAACAUUCAGGUGUUCGACCAUUUAUUUGUGAUAUUUGUAAAAAAGCAUUUAAACAUAAACAUCAUCUUGCUGAACAUCGUCGAUUACAUACUGGUGAAAAACCAUUUCAAUGUAUGAAAUGUUUCAAGCGUUUCAGUCAUUCAGGUUGA